Messenger RNA from Drosophila takahashii, 3825 nucleotides. NCBI's taxonomy places the organism in Eukaryota, Metazoa, Arthropoda, Insecta, Diptera, Drosophilidae. The record is from RefSeq and is a predicted model, not a curated record.
UGUGUCUCAGUGUCCUGCAGUGCCGCCUGUCGAGUGUCUUUUGCCGAAAUCACUUUUAAAAUUUGUUUGCUCUCGCCGUAUUCAAAUGGAUAUUAGAAUGCCGCGCUGAACCGAAGACCCGAGGAGCAAAAACAGGGCCAAACAAAAAACAGAGGAUUUCUCCAAGGAUGCGUAAGCGUCCGCCGUAACGUAAAAAAGGGAUUAUUGUGCAUCAUUUCGGGCGUCACGAAGAAAAAAGCGUAAGGAGGCGAAGGAAAAAAAUAAAAUUCUCAAGUCGGAUUAUGCGAUAAAUUGUUACUGAAGUGUAAAUGUUUUCUCACGUGUUAAAUCAUUAAAUAUAAGCCAGCCAAGAUACGCAUAAAAGAACCUCAAUAGGUUUAGAACCCCGCCAUAUGGCCAUCUGGCUAUUGUAACCUAUGACCACGAACUUAAACGGCAAGAAAGCCCAUCGAAAGGCAGUGUGAAACUUGUUAAACACUAUAAAUGGUCCAAGUUCUUCAGGUUUUUUGUCCCAAAACUUUUGCCCAUUAGUCAUCGAGAACAUUGUGCGAUAGUUCUGUUAUUAACUUUUGCGAGGCGGCGGAAAAGAAAAUUCUAUGUUAUUAAUUGCAAAACGAUUAUGAAAGUUUAAGUGGAAAUAAGUUGAUUUAUAUUUCUUGGCAAGUUCAAGCACUUGGCUUUUUCAUUGAUUGAGCUGUUGAAAUAAAAGUUAGAGAUGAUAAAUUAUUCUUCAUAAAGUUUUUUUACCAUGCAGUUAAGGCAAUUUAGUUUAAACUUGUGCAAUUUAAAAUGCUGAAGUUUCAAUUUAAUUAGCCUUUUAGCUAUUUAUGAAUUUUUAUGUGUGGUUUUUUUUGUGUGCUUUUAAUAGUCUGUUAUUUGGUUAUUUAAAAACCACUUUAAUAAGAACAAUAUAAUCCCAUGGCAAACAAAACUGUUAGGUAAAUUUGUUUAUUAGGGCUUAAACGGAUUUGUGAAAUUCAACUAAAUAAGUUUUCGAGAAGAACGAAAAGCCAAAUAAACAAAUUGGAUUACCAUGCAAUAAAGUCGACUUCUGAUGGCAGUUUAUUUGUGUAUGUUGGUGCCACUGCAGCGGCAAUAAAAGUUUACCACUCAACAAAGGCGAAAACACUUAAAUAAAUAUAUAAAUCAGGCAAAGCAAAAAUAGUGCAAACCGAGAGGACAGACAAAGUAAGCAAACAAUGAGACUGCAAGAAAAUCGCUUGAGAAAACGCAUCGGAAAACUUGUGGCAGACUACCCAUAGAGAAGAGUUGCAAUUUUUUGUGGAAAAACCCGAAAUAAAAUCGAAUAAAAUGAAAUAGGAUAGAGGCUAGAUAAAACCCAUCCCAGCCCCAAGUGUAUUAAUUCAAUAAACCUAUUUAUCUGCGACUUUGACUGGGAUUUGGAGAACCGACAACCGAGCGGAGAAUGCGACAAAGUUUGCCAGCCAAGACGGCGCAGUGCAAUCAGCAGAUCCAGUCUCUGGUCCAAAGGAGCCAGCGGAGCCAGAGGAGCCAGAUUCGAUGCCGCAAACGAGUCCCAAUUGGAGGCAGGCGGACAAUGAGCGCACAAAAGGCGCUGUAAGUGUCAUUGCAGCCAGGAACUGGGCCACUGGGACUGCCACGCAGGACUUCAGCCAGAAGAGCAGCAGCAGCAGGAGCAGGAGCAGAGCCAGGACCCGCACAGCCACGUUGACAGCCGAGAUGACAUUGGCAGGACGAACAGGACGAGCAGGACGACGCACGGGAGGAGGAGCGUCGUGGUGUCGCCGAUUUUUCCAUACAUCCCGACCAGCGUCUUGGCUGCGCGUCAGCAUCGGCUUCGUCCUUUUGGUCCUGGCACUUGGCUUGGGGAUACAAGUAGUCACCUGCAGCAGUCCGGAGGGAGCAGCGAAUCCAGAUCCAGUGGCUGUGACACGGGGACUGAAAGCUGCUGAGGAACAGCUUGGGACGGCGGCCACCACAAGAUCCACUUUGCCAGAUAGGCCAAUGACAACACAAAACGAUCUAAUUACGACAGCCAGCAACUUGACGACAGCAAAAGCAGAAAAGCCAGCCGCAGCAGCUGAACAUCCAGAAACAGCAGCAACAGAGGCACCCAGCUCAUGGGGCACUACCAUUGCCGUGGCCCGGGGCAUGUCGUCAGCAGAUGUGGCAGGAGAAACGAUAGCAGCCAGCCAGUCAGCACAAAUUGGGCUAACUACUCAGGCCGCAGUGGGGCAAACAGAAGCAACAGCAGCAGCGACGACAGCAACUGAGACCGCAGCAGAGAUGCUCAUAUCAACAAUUUAUCCAGCAUCAACGGAAACGGAUGUGCACAACUCCAUUGAACAGCUGGCGGGGCGAGGUGGAAAGAUGGCGCUCGCAGCGCAUCCGGGUGUCCCUGUCUCUGUCUCCGACUCAUUGACCAAGGGCUUCUCCAUCCCGACCUUCCUGCCGCCAUUUCCCGUUUUUGCGGCGGCGGAUUUGCCCGCUUACCGAGCCGCUGCCGAUGCCGCGGAGGCGGCCAAGUUGGCGGCAGAGGCGGCGCGGGCGGAGGAGCAGGCCGCCAAAACAUCCUCCGAAGCGGUGACAAUGUCGCCGGAGGAGCAGCGUCGGCAGACCUUUAAUGAGCAGCACUCCUACCUGGCCGCCCACCGGGAGGGGGCUGGUGGUUCGGGGGCAGGUCGCAACCUGACAAUGCCCGUGCUGAACAUCACCGCCCAGAUGGGAAACCACGCCUACAUGCCGUGCCAGAUACACCGACUGUCGGAUAAGCCCGUUUCGUGGGUGCGCAUGCGCGAUAAUCACAUCAUCAGCGUGGACGAAACGACCUUCAUAGCGGACGAGCGAUUCCAGUCGAUAUUCCAGGAGGAUCACGAUUACACAUGGUCGCUGCAGAUCAAGUACGUGGAGCUCGGCGAUGCUGGGUGGUACGAGUGUCAGAUGGCAACGGAUCCAAAGCUAAGUGCCAAGGUGCAUCUGCAGAUAGUCAAACCCAAGACUGAGCUGAUUGGGGAUCAGAGCCGCUUCGUGAAGGCGGGCAGCAAGGUUGCGCUGCACUGCAUCGUCCGGGGAACCUUGGAUCCGCCCAAGUAUAUCAUCUGGUUCCGGGGCCAGAAGAAGAUUAGCGAAAGUGACGAGCGAACCGGCUGGUACACGCAGCUGGAUCGUAAUAUUUUCGGAACCGUGGGCGAUAAUCAGAACACGAUCGGCUCAUUAAUUAUACCGCUCGUGCGGAAAGAGGAUUCCGGCAAUUAUACGUGCCAGCCGUCGAACAGCGUCUCCGUAUCCGUGGACCUGCACGUGCUAAGCGGUGAAUAUUCCGCAUCGGCCAUCAUGUCAACGGCGGCAAGGACGACGAGAGGCGGAAGGAGCACGUUCCACGUCCCCAUGCUCGGGCUCCUGGGAAUCCUUGGACUCCUCUGGGCGAUGCAGGGAGCGAUGCACACACCACCGGCAGCUCGCCAGACGUGACUCGCCUAUUGAACGCCUGGUCGUGGCGUCCGACUUCCAAUUAUUUGUAAGCUUUUGCGCCAUCUGCAGUUACGUAAUUUAGGUUAGAGAUUAAUUAAAGGCGGCCUUGUAAAUAGCGGAGAGAGCAGCAGGAGGAGGAGCAGGAGCAGGAGCCCCGUCGAAGCAGGAUUGACGACUCUGUAAUUAGGUUAAAACGUUACCAUAACUCUCAUGUCUGCGUGUCUCACAUUAUCCCCCAUGCCAUACUGAAUUCAAUCUAAUGUACAAUUCAAUUUAAGCAGACCCCAUUUCAAGUUGUGAAAUCGAAUCAAUAAUUAGAUUAUUGUCAGAGAGAUAUUAUUGAAUAAAUAAAAUAAAACUGAAUCAUAAAAA